AUGUCACUAUCAAUAGCAAGUAUUAUGAAACGGAGGAAGUAUCAACUAAGGGAAACAAAUACCCUUCUUAUUAAUGUUGUAAAUGGAUCACAUUAUGCAAUCAGUACGGAGAAAAAGUCUAAAACAGCUUCAAUUGGUUGUAAUAAAUGUCAUUAUAGUUCUUAUAAUGAAUUGGGUUUGGCUGUACUCAAGCCUCAUGAUUAUUUGCUUUACAAGCCCACACCAAUAUCGGCAGAUGGCGACGAUGAAAGGUGGAAACCUUUCAAGAAUUGCUUGGGAGCUUUAAAUGGCACCUAUACUAAUUUAAGCACUGCACAUGAUGUCCGUGUUCUUCGUAAUGCACUUUCUAGGCCAAAUGGCUUUAGGGUACCUAGAGGUAACUAUUAUUUGGUUGAUGGGGGUAUACAAAUUGUGAGGGAUUUCUUGCUAGCAAGAAAUAUAAUCGAGAGGUGUUUUGGGCUACUUAAAGGAAGAUGGAGUAUACUUAGAAGCCCUUCAUUUGUUGCCAUUCAAACUCAAGGUCGCAUCGUAAUGGCUUGUUAUUUGCUCCACAAUUUACUUAGAAAAGUGAUGCCCACAGAUGAUAUAGAGGAAGAGGAGAUGAGUGAUAACGAUUUAGAUGAUGAUUUCGAUGAUGAAGUUGAUUACAUCACUACAAUUGCAACUUCUGAUCAAUGA
Amaranthus tricolor (Joseph's coat) is the source of this 678-nucleotide messenger RNA. RefSeq lists its product as uncharacterized. The coding region runs from base 1 to 678 and encodes 225 amino acids. The transcript has 6 exons. NCBI's taxonomy places the organism in Eukaryota, Viridiplantae, Streptophyta, Magnoliopsida, Caryophyllales, Amaranthaceae. The record is from RefSeq and is a predicted model, not a curated record.